AUGUGUGGCACGGACGACGACGCGGUCGACGGCGUGUGCGUGCGCUACGCGUGCACCUGCGGCCACUUGGCGCCCGUGAGUGCUCUGUUUUUCAGUGAGACGUGUCGUAAACUCGUGUGCCGUCGUCCAUGCUGCAGCGUCGAGGAGUUUGAGUCGUACUACUGCGGGAACUUGCUCGUGAACUUGCCGUCCAAGGAGGCGAGUACGUAUCAGAACCGCUCGAGCCGCUGCGUUAGCUGUCCCACGUGCGAGAACGCGCUGUCGGUGGCCUUUCACGAGCGCCGGCAGUGCUUUUUCUUCCUGUGCGCGCACUGCCGGUGGGAUUCGCUGGAGCUGGAGCUGGUCGAUGACGACCCGGACGCGCUCGUCCUGACGGCCAUCAAGCGGGAGCGACAGACGGUCCACGAGGACGUGUUCCAGGCCCUGUACUCGCACUACUCGACCAUGUCGAGCUCUUUGUCCAGUGACAGGUCGCUGUCGCUGAGCUCGGGCGCGGCGUUCAGUCGCACAAGUCCGCUCGAGCUGCUGGCCGACUCGAUGAAGGAGCUCCAACGCGAGCACCAGAUGAAAAAGUUCAGGCUCCAGCGGAUGGCCGAGAUGGGGCAUUGGAAUUACGACCAAGCGCUUGCGCAAGUGCAGGAGAAGGAGCAGCGAUUGCUGCAGCAGCGACGUGAGUAUCAGUGGCCAGAGCUGACGAAGGAUCUUGCACCGCUACAGAAUGGAGGGGUGUUGCAGAGAGGAGAUACGACGGAGGAGACACGUGACGUACUAGAGAAGCUUGCGCAUUGCAGUGAUAUGGGUGAAGUGUCGACAUUGCGGCAGCGGCAGCUGCAUCCAUUGGAUCAGUCGCGCGAAGCUGCCAUGGUCUUUCCUUCACGACCACUGCUGCGAGUAAAGCGUACAUGGAGAUGUGUUGAAUCGAUCAAGCGUGGUACAGCCGGGAUCCUUGUGAAACCUCAGAUCAGUCCAAUGAGUGGCGAUAGUUCACUGCCAGUGUCGGCGUCAUGGUUUAAGAAAGCCAACUUGGCCGCGCAGUUCGUACCCAUCGUCACGUUCCAGCGCCUACCGUAUCGCGAUCGUGACGGUGGUGUUGAAUGCGUCUUGCUUGUGGAAAACCCUCUGGACGACGCCAUUCGCAUUACGUUCCGUGCUGCCCCUCCGUUUGACGCUGACAAAGAGUUGCCUGGGAUCGGAGAGGUCGUAUUACAAGACUUGACUCCAAUCAUCGUUGGGCCGUAUGAAGACCCGAAUAUCGCUGAUGCUUUUGUCGACGAUGAAUCACCAUUUGGUGCUAAUGGUGACCAGCGUAACCCGAUGUUGCUACAAGCCAUCCGCAAUCUCAUCAAAGUCAAGCUUCCGGUCGACGUUCGUUUUGAUACUACGCCUCCAAAUGCAUCCAUAUCAGCACACUUCAUCAUGGACGUGGAAAGAUUUGACGAAGACGCAAAUGAGGUUAUCGAGAACUCGCUUUUGAGUGUGCCAGUUGCAAUCACGGCUCCAAUCUCGCAAUAA
Hyaloperonospora brassicae is the source of this 1512-nucleotide messenger RNA. The record is from the annotation of a GenBank genome assembly. NCBI's taxonomy places the organism in Eukaryota, Oomycota, Peronosporomycetes, Peronosporales, Peronosporaceae.